This is a messenger RNA of Triplophysa rosa, 1728 nucleotides long. RefSeq names its product tRNA aspartic acid methyltransferase 1 (gene trdmt1). The transcript is spliced from 10 exons. The record is from RefSeq and is a predicted model, not a curated record. Gene Ontology annotation, molecular function: methyltransferase activity. Bases 401 to 1582 code for a protein of 393 amino acids. NCBI's taxonomy places the organism in Eukaryota, Metazoa, Chordata, Actinopteri, Cypriniformes, Nemacheilidae.
GGGCAGUCUGGCGGAGGGGCACAAUGUCUCCGUCUAAAAUCAAUAAGAGAGUUUCACAGCUGCAAAUACGGGAAGACACUAUUUAUUUAUAUUUUAUUUAUUUAUUCUUUAAUCAAAGUAAAAUAUUCUCGUUUAUUAAUAUAAUCUGAUUUAUAUCUUUCUAUCUGAAAAAUGAAUUGUUGUAAAUUGUAAUGUACAAAUUCAAUAGUAUUUAUUUCAUUUGUUUUACGAAAUUAAAGGGAUAACCUGUAUAAAUGUCUUUGUUUUGUUUUUUACCAAACAUGCCUUACUAAAAACAUUACUUGUGUGCAACUUGUUUUCGGUUUGGACAGCUAGGACUAGUUUAAUCCCUGUCUGGGAAACCGCCCCAUAGUGUUUCUUUUCCGUGCUAUGGCAGUAAAUGGGGGAUGGGAUCUGUUUGGAUACUGACAUUCUUCCUAAUAUAUUCCUUUGUGUUCAGCAAAACAAAGACAUUUAUACAGGUUUGGAACAACCUGAGGAGAGCUCAGUUUCAGCUGAAGUUGUGGCUGCUGUGGAUGUCAACACAACAGCAAAUGAAAUAUACAAGCACAAUUUUACUAAUACUCCACUUCUACCUAAAACUAUUGAGGGAAUGACUUUACAGGAUUUUGACAAAUUGAACUUUGACAUGAUUCUGAUGAGCCCCCCGUGUCAACCAUUCACCAGGAUUGGUUUACAGGGAGAUGUUACAGACCCCAGAACAAAGAGUUUCCUCUAUAUUUUGGAUCUUCUGCCAAGGCUCAGCAAGUGUCCACAGUUUGUUCUUCUGGAGAAUGUGAAGGGCUUCGAGACCUCUGCUGCAAGAGAUGCUUUGCUUAACACUUUGAGACAGUGCGAUUACAGCUUUCAGGAGUUUCUGUUCUCACCAACACAUCUCGGGAUACCAAACUCCAGGCUUAGAUAUUUCCUUAUCGCGAGGAGACCACCAGGAUGCUUCUCAUUCCAAACUUCAGCAGAGAUAAUGGAAGGUUUCCCCAGACCAGUCUCCAGCGAAUCAUCAGACAACCCGGCUGUUCCAAACAACCAUCCCACACCGUCAGAUUCUGAAAGUAAAAGCUCUGGGCCAAUCAUAUUUAAGCUGGAGACUGCACAAGAGUUAGAACGGAAGAGGAACCAGGACAGCCAGGAGACGGUCCGGAGGCUGCAGGAAUUCCUGCGUGAGGACGACGACAUGGAUCAAUAUCUUCUGCCUCCCAAAACUCUGCUGAGAUACGCUCUACUGAUGGAUAUAGUUCAGCCCAGUAGCAGGAGAUCAGUGUGCUUUACUAAAGGUUAUGGUCAUUAUGUGGAGGGGACGGGCUCUGUCCUGCAGUCCUGUGUCGAUGUGGACUUAGAGAGCGUGUUCAAGAGUCUGGAGCUGCUUUCUGAUGAAGACAAACUAAUGCAGCUCCUCAGAUUAAAACUGAGAUACUUCACACCCCGAGAAAUCGCCAACCUCAUGGGCUUUCCGGAAGAUUUCACAUUUCCAGAGCACAUUUCUGUUAAGCAGCAGUACCGUGUGCUUGGCAACAGCCUGAACAUCCAUGUGGUUUCGAAUCUAAUCCAACUCAUGAUGUCAUAAGAAACAUUUUGAGAUCAAACAGUGGAGGAACUGAGCCAUAAUGCCACUUGGAAAGGCACUUGGAUAUUAUAUACAUGUAUGUAAAUAUAUACAAAUAUAUAAUUAUGUUUUGUCAUGUUUGUACAUUGUUAAUAAAGUUGUUUUUA